GGGAGCCUUUGAUCCACUUGGGAGAAUACUGUUUUGUGGCCACAGCCGGGCACAGUCAGUUUUCACUAAUCUGUUUCUAUUUCAGCUGUUUUCCUUUGAUCUACUCAAAUGUCCAAAGAGGGUGCAAUUUCUACAGGUCAGAAAGUUUGAACACUGUAGUAAGUCAUACAGUUUGCUGUACUAUUUUCACCUCCACAGCUUUACCAUGAACACCUACCUCUUCGUGUAUGACUUGAUGCAAUUCUGUGGACAUUCCUGGAUAUUUACAAACAUGAUCAUCAGGUUCAUGUCAUUUGGAAAAGAUUCACUGGCAGACACCUUUUACUCCCUAGGAUUUGUGAUGCGCCUUUGCCAGUUGUUAUCUGUAUUGGAGAUCCUACACAUACUCAUUGGCAUUGAUAAAAGCUGCCUCUUCCCCAGGGUUUUGCAGAUCACAGAGAGAAUAAUUGUUUUAUUUGUUGUGAUCAACAGUCAGGAAGAAGUUCAAGGGAAGUACAUCGUGUGCAUUUUAUUUUUUCUUUGGAAUGUAUUAGAUGUGGUCAGGUACACUUACAACAUGCUAGCAAGGAUGGGAAUAUACUACCUACCACUGACAUGGCUCAACUUCUCACUGUGUAUCCUGCUCUAUCCUCUUUCAGUUCUGGCUAAAGCACUUGCAAUUUGUGUAUCACUGCCUUAUUUUGAAUCCUUUGGCACAUACUCCAUGAAGCUACUAUUUCCAUUUGCCUUCUCAAUCUACUUCCCCUAUAUUCUGAAAGCAUAUCUGCUGGUGCUCUUUAUAGGUAAGUAUCUCAUCUUCCAGCAAGCUGUGUUUCAGCACAACUUGGAUGCCUAUGGCAACAACAAAAAAAUCAGAUCAGUAAAGAUUCUUUCACAAACACUAACUCUCUGCCACAUCUCCUGAACACUACUGCAGGAAGGCUCAUCACCAAGUGUUUUGAUUUCUGAUGUCAUAAAAAUACAAAACAAAAAUAUAAAAAUUGCCUUUUGUUUAUAUCAAUUUCCAUCUGAUCAUACCUUCAUUCUGUGCAACCCCUCCUCACUCAUUCCUUUGAGCUGGUAUGAGAAGUUGUAUCUAAAAUGAAGACUUCUACAGGUUGCUUAUUGAAAGUGGUGAAAAGAAGAGCCACCCUAAAACCUGCAUGUAAAUAGACCCUUCUCAACAAACUGCUUUUGAAAAUUUUGAACUGAAUUUGGCUGCAUUACAGCCAUGUCUUCAUUCUGUCAUUGGCUUUAAGACCAAUUUGAAGGAUCUCGUCUUUGUGAUACAGUGCUCUGUAAGUCAUUUAAGGAACUAUGCAAGUUGCCAGAUGAAGGCUUAUACUGUUCCUCCUGCAUUAAUUGAAGACACUUUGGACUCUACUCCCUAGUUCUUACAAUGUUUUGUGUUUUGAUUCAGGUAUGUGCUUUGUCAUCCAGAACCUCUUCUCUGAAAGGAAGGCACACCUAGGGACAGGCAACAUCAAAAAGAAAAGAAGCUAAGUUGAUAAGUUGUUUGGAAAUAAUUAGUAUAUUCCCAGUGGGCUGCUGCACAUCAUACAUUAAAAAGAAGUUAGGCAAAGAUUUCAGAUGCAAAACUCCUGUUUGCAUGUUCAUCAACUUGUUAUUGAACAAGCACAGAAUUUUCAGAAAAGGCAUCUAUCUUUAAGGCAUCUCAGAAAUAGAACAUCUCAAAAUAAUGAGUUACUUUUUACAGUUUUGGUUUCAAAUGCAAGAAAUGCUUUUGAAUGGAUAUAAAAAAUUAAUAUAUUUUUUCUAACGUAUUAGAGAACUCUGAAAAAGACAAAAGAGCACCUCCACUCACAAUCACGCUAACAACCCUGACGUUGGCGUUAGCUCUUGCCUCAUUAGCAACAGAUAUUCUGUAAUGACAAUACCAUUUAAUCUAUAAGAUUAUUUUAUAUUCAGCCAACAUGUAUGUGCCUUAUAAAUAUAAAUGCUAAACUAGCUAGAACUGGAAUCUCUCAAGGAGCCAAAGCUGGAAACUUUGCAACCUAUGCAAUUCACAUGCUAAAUAGUCCCAGGCAUUCACAAAGGAUCCCUCACAUUCUGGCCCAACCUCCACUUCGGCAAACAAGAUUACAGAAAAUCCAGCUAAACCACAAAGGCAAGUGAUCAAGUACUCAUGUACUAUAUAUUCUAGGGGAUAUUUAAGGCUCGAACUAAAAACUUAUAACUGUGUGUCUGGCAGACGUUAGGAAUCUCUUUCCCACACUGAUCUUCUCCCAUGCUGAACAGCAGACAGAUAUGCAAAAGAAAUGUGAUGUUAGGCCAAAUACAUGUUAUUUAAGGGGAAGUGAAUGACUACCAGAAGCCAAAUGCAAAAUUCUAAUCAUUUUACUCAAGUGCAUUGCUCCUCAUACUUCUGUAGGAUUAUCUGUGAGAAUGCAACUAGAACACAGUCACUUCAAAGACUGAGGAAUGAAGAAUAUGGACAGCAACCAAGUGGACUGGCAAAAAUGGACAAAUAAUUGCUUUGAGCUGGCAGUGGCUUUUCUGAUGUUUCAUCCAUAUUGAUGACCACCUACAUUUGAAUUCAAGCAGGUGAGGGAGGAAAGCGAGUUUAUUUUUUUUUUUCAAGCAUGACUGAAAACUGUGGGAGAGAAAAGACUAUUGUUGAAGGGAAGAAAAUACUUAAGGGGAAAUGAACACUACCACAAAAGAGAGUUUGCGUGCAUGACUUUCUAAACCAGACAGCCUAAGAGGACAUAUUAGGAAGGAGUGAAGCUGAACUAGUUUCUUAUGAAAGGUCACCUGUAAUUUUUAUUUAUUUAUUUAAUAUAUGUGGCAGGCAGUGUGUUCAGACUGUUGUGACCAAUGGAGUACUUGCAGACCUUAUGGAACAGUAGAGGGUAAACCCUAGAUUUUCAUUAUUUUUUUUUCCUGGAAAGCAUUACAAACAAAGGUAGGACUUAGGAACUCAUUAGAGAAACAGAAGUACUUCCACUUUGGACUUCUGUAUGACCCAAACUGAUUUAAGUGUGGACUAUAUGAAGAAACACACAGAGCAGCUGCACUUCAAAUUAUAUAACAUGUAAAGGCCAAACAAGGACAUUUUUCCCCUUGGAAAUUUAAUCUAAUGUGUUUAUCAUCAAACUGCCUGGAGUUAGCAUACCUUCUUAGAGGAAACAUGGCAUUUGCUAGUGUAUUGGGUCUAUGUGGCAAGGCUUUGGCAGUGGGGAAGCUGCAGUGAGAGCCUCAGUGAGAAGCCAAGGGCUUCACCCAUGCCAGACAUAGCUAGCUCCAGCUAGCUCCAAAACGGAGCAACUAUGGGACACUGCCAAGAGAAACUGCAGAGCUGAUGGCAGCUCUGUGAAAUCAUUCUUAAUAAAAGGUAAAAAAAAUACUAUGUGUAGCUGUGAGACAGAAGAAUAAGGAAAUUGUGAGACACCAAGGUCAGUGGGGAAAGAGGUGGUGCUCUAGGCACUGCAGUAGAUGCCCCUGCGGUCCAUGGAGAAGACCAAGACGGAGCAGAUGGAACCCUGUGCUGCAGCAGGUGGAUGUGCUCUGAAGGAAGUUGCAGCAUGAAGAGGCCAAACAGGAGCAAGUUCCUGGCAGGAACAGUUCAGAGCUGCAACCUGUGAGAAGAAAUUAUGCUGGGGCAGUUCAUGAAGGACUGUAUACCACGGGAGGGACCCCAUGCUGGAGCAGGGGAGCAACAUGAAGAGGAACGAGCAGCAGAGAUGAAUGUUUAUGAACUGACUGUAAUCCACAUCCCCUACCCACCCUGCACUGCCUGGGGAGGUAAGAGGUAGAAGAGUCGGGAAUGAAGGAGUAAAGUUGAGCCUAGGAAGAAGAGUUGGGUGGAAGAAAGUUGUUUUCAGUUUCAUUUUUGUUUCUUACCAUCCUACUCUACUUUGAAUUGGCAAUAAAUUACUCUUCCACAAGUAAAGUCCAGUUUUGUGAGAGUAAAUGGCAAAUAACCUCCCCGUCUUUAUCAUGACCCAUGAGCUACCUCAACCUAAAUUCUCCCCGUCCUGUUGAGGAGGCAGAGAGAGGACCUGAAUGGGCAUCUGGCAGCCAUCCAAGGUCAAAGGUACCACAGAUAUUUGUAUUAAGUCAUAUUUAUGCAUUUAUGUUAAAAAAAAAAAUACCAGUAUGUGGUGCUCCCCCUGUGCACUGAUUCUCACAACUGGCUGAAACACUGGAAGGAGAGAUAUUCUUUAAAAUUCACUAUGGGGAGGACCCCCAAACCUAAACUGCAGGC
This is a messenger RNA of Neopsephotus bourkii (Bourke's parrot), 4207 nucleotides long. RefSeq names its product 3-hydroxyacyl-CoA dehydratase 4 (gene HACD4). Bases 206 to 904 code for a protein of 232 amino acids. The record is from RefSeq and is a predicted model, not a curated record. Gene Ontology annotation, molecular function: 3-hydroxyacyl-CoA dehydratase activity. Gene Ontology annotation, biological process: very long-chain fatty acid biosynthetic process; sphingolipid biosynthetic process; fatty acid elongation. NCBI's taxonomy places the organism in Eukaryota, Metazoa, Chordata, Aves, Psittaciformes, Psittacidae. The transcript has 5 exons. Gene Ontology annotation, cellular component: endoplasmic reticulum membrane.